CCCCGUCCGUCCCCUUCGUGGCUUCGUCUCGCUCUCGCGUCCCCUCUCGACCCUUCCAUUAGCGCCAUCGGAAUCCUUCCCCGGCUUCGCUCUCGCACACCAUGGCUCGCCUCCUCGCGGCGCGAACCCUUACCGUGGCCCGCUUCGCGGCGGGGCCCUCCUCCGCUCUCCGCUUCCGCCCCUCCCGUGCCCUGUCGGCAAAGGUGGAGUUCGUCGAGAUCGACCUCUCCGAGGAGUCCCCGUCAUCUUCAUCCGGAGGGGGAGGCUCGGGCGAAUCCGCCAAGGUGCAGGCACAGAGGGGGAUGCGGCGCCUGGAGGACGCCAUCCACGGGGUGCUCGUGCGGCGGGCGGCGCCCGAGUGGCUCCCCUUCGUCCCGGGGGCAUCCUACUGGGUGCCGCCGAUGCCGCGGCCGCUCGGGGUGGCUGACCUCCUCGGGGCGGCCGUAUACACCGCGAGUGGUGCCCCGGCGAUGACUGCGGAGGAGGCGAUGAGCUUCAGAACCGUGCGGGGUUGGCCGUCCGCGGCGUACUUUGUGGAAGGUACAAAUAGUAUACUGGGCCAGAAAUGUUUUUGAUUGAGCAGGCCGCGCUUUCAGUACCAUGUGGGAUGAGCUAAGCGCAAGUUAUCGGAAAAUUUCCACAUCCCGUGAAGAGACCAAGAAACGAUGCUACUCAAACUGAUGAUGAGGAAAGCUAAUCCACCGAUGCUACUUUACCAUUCUACCCAGAGCUCCAAGAGGUGGCAGCUCGGAGCUGUGAAACACCGCUGAUGGUUGUACAUAUAGAAGCUAGGGAGCCCAGCAACAAUGAAUCCCCCUUUCAUCUCUUCGCUGGAAUAUGAUGCCUGCGCACUGCCAGCCAAAAGCCACGAAUGUAAUCCUUUGUAUUUCGCAGAACCCGGUGCGGUAGCACCUGAACAUGGGGGGGUUGUAUAAUGUAAGAUUCCCAGUAGCUGCGAUGCUUGAUCUAAUAGUCCUAGUACCAUGUUUUUCCCUUUUGAAUAAAAACACGCGGUGGGCUUGAACCGUUACGCUCGAUGUGUAAGGUCCAUUUGGCUGUGUGUUCUUCCGAGUUCGUUUCGUACUGAGGCCGCAGCUUUGGCCACUCGAGUGUUUCUGGUCUUGGACCCUGUUUUUUCA
Molecule: messenger RNA, 1139 nt
Organism: Panicum hallii
Lineage: Eukaryota; Viridiplantae; Streptophyta; Magnoliopsida; Poales; Poaceae
Exons: 4
Coding region: 102-575 (157 amino acids)
Source: RefSeq, a predicted model, not a curated record